This is a messenger RNA of Metschnikowia bicuspidata var. bicuspidata NRRL YB-4993, 1105 nucleotides long. RefSeq lists its product as uncharacterized. Lineage: Eukaryota; Fungi; Ascomycota; Pichiomycetes; Serinales; Metschnikowiaceae. Bases 97 to 696 code for a protein of 199 amino acids. The record is from RefSeq and is a predicted model, not a curated record. The transcript has a single exon.
UUCACAGUCAGGAUCCCGACGUCCUAGCCCAACAGCUCACCAUUUUUUAGAAAGUUUCUCCAUAUCAACAACCACGGUGAUACAAAAAACGUCAACAUGAAGGUGAUGAUUGGCAUUGUCAAAAGUCUAGAGCGAUCAAGAUCGCAAAGAAAGAAAGCUCUCCUUCUGAAACACAAGCAUAAGCUGAAGUCGCUGUCUCGGAAUUGUAAUCUACUAUCACUUGAAACUCUGUCUGUGAGAGACUGUGGUUCCAUCGACAAGAUUCGAAUCAAAAGCACUGCUAGCAUAUCUUUAGAAAACAUCCCAAUACCUUCCUCUCUGCCCCCAGCAUACGAUGAAUGCAUUCGAGUCCAACCGCCGACUAUGACCGGGUGCUCCAGAGUAAGUGACUACGCAGAAGAGAAGAUCCCGCCAACGACGGCACCUGAAGUCUGCAACGAAAUCACACGUGGAAGAACAUCGCAGGUGGUGUACCGAUCCCAACUUAGUGGCUUAGCAAAACGAAAGUCGAUCAGACGGCCAUCUCCACCUCGCAAUGGAACAAAAUUGCCUCUGGAGUUUGGUACUGUCGAUGGACCCGUAGCUUUGAGGGUUCAAUGUUGUGUACAGUCGUGGUGGAAAAGUCUCGCUAUAGUUCAAAUGAUUGGGUUGCUUGUCGUCUUGAUGUCAUGUUUUCUUUUAGUAUUGGGAUAUUAAGUGACUUACAGCGGGCUGUGAGUCUCACAUAAUAUGGCCCUGGAAUUUUUGAUUCAGUUCGUUUUUGGCUUCAGGUUUGUCACCCAGAUCGUGUUUUCAUUCAUAUUUUUUUAUAAAUUCAAAUUAUAUUAUAAUGCAUGGUUAAUUAGAGUGGCUUUCUCAAGAUACGAAUUCCGUCAUUGUAUCAGCUGAUCGCCAAAUGUUGCAUAUGACGUGGUUCGCAACAUUCUGCUGUCCCCACAAUUACACUGAAGUUGUAUCAAUUUGGAGCGAUUGAUACUACAAACUAUUAAACUGGCUAUGAUCCAAUUUGAAAACCUGGUAGCACUACUAUCAUCUACAAAGUGGGACUUUGAAGAGCGAGGAUUAUGACCAUAGUUUGACUAUCUCCAAACUUAUCAACGCGCAG